Messenger RNA from Tupaia belangeri chinensis (Chinese tree shrew), 801 nucleotides. It is a transcript of the gene MEX3D, whose product is annotated as mex-3 RNA binding family member D. The record is from RefSeq and is a predicted model, not a curated record. The transcript has 3 exons. Gene Ontology annotation, molecular function: RNA binding. Bases 28 to 801 code for a protein of 257 amino acids. NCBI's taxonomy places the organism in Eukaryota, Metazoa, Chordata, Mammalia, Scandentia, Tupaiidae.
AUCGGCAGCCGCAAGAAGAGCGUGAACAUGACCGAGUGCGUGGCCGUGCCCAGCUCCGAGCACGUCGCCGAGAUCGUGGGGCGCCAGGGGUGCAAGAUCAAAGCCUUGCGCGCCAAGACCAACACCUACAUCAAGACGCCGGUGCGCGGCGAGGAGCCGGUGUUCAUCGUGACGGGCCGCAAGGAGGACGUGGAGAUGGCCAAGCGCGAGAUCCUGUCGGCCGCCGAGCACUUCUCCAUGAUCCGGGCCACGCGCGGCAAGGCGGGUGGGCUGCCCGGCGCCGCCCCGGGCCCGCCCAACCUGCCGGGACAGACCACCAUCCAGGUGCGCGUGCCCUACCGCGUGGUGGGGCUGGUGGUGGGGCCCAAGGGGGCGACCAUCAAGCGCAUCCAGCAGCGGACGCACACGUACAUCGUGACGCCCGGGCGCGACAAGGAGCCGGUGUUCGCCGUGACGGGCAUGCCCGAGAACGUGGACCGCGCGCGCGAGGAGAUCGAGGCGCACAUAACGCUGCGCACGGGCGCCUUCACCGACGCGGGCCCCGACAGCGACUUCCACGCCAACGCCAUGGUCCGCGUGGGCCCCGGCCUACCUCACGAGCCGCGAGCCGUUGCUCUCCUGGGGGUCCUGAGUGGCUCCCGGGCACUGCCGAGCCUGGACCGCCGCGUCCUCUGCCUGCCGCCCACCCUCCGCCCACCCUCCUCUCAUCGUAAAGCCGUCGCAGAAGUGGGACCUCGGAACCCGUGGCCUGUAGGGACCGGCUCUCCUGCCCGGCACCACUCCUGGUCAUCAGGAUUAUAA